Molecule: messenger RNA, 1959 nt
Organism: Sporisorium graminicola
Lineage: Eukaryota; Fungi; Basidiomycota; Ustilaginomycetes; Ustilaginales; Ustilaginaceae
Exons: 1
Coding region: 1-1959 (652 amino acids)
Biological process (GO): interstrand cross-link repair
Cellular component (GO): mitochondrion; nucleus
Molecular function (GO): single-stranded DNA 5'-3' DNA exonuclease activity
Source: RefSeq, a predicted model, not a curated record
AUGACGAACACCACCGCAUCCAGCAGCACCAGCCCGCACCUCCGCUCAUCUCGCCGCCGCGUCAAACCACCACCCACCUCGCUCCCCGACCACUUCGCGCGCAAAGGCUACCUCUCGGUCUCGGACCUCGUCGCCCCGUCAUGGUGCGAGUACAACUAUCAAUACGGCAUCCUCUCCCUCUCCCACCUCCCACCCUCCCAGCGUCCAGCCACGAUCACCACCGAAGCCGGCCAGACCCUCGCUGCAGCACCCCAGCUCGUCGCGCAGAAGGAAAGCACGCUCCAAGCUGGCAAAGCGGUGCACACGGUGUUGGAGCGGCAGGUUGCUCCGGUGCAGGUGGUGGUAGAGACAGAGACGAACGAGGAUGCGUGGGCGUUGAGGCUGUUGAAUCUGUGGUGCGAUGUUCAGGGGCUGAUUCAGAUGCGGCCUGGGAAGGGGAAAGGGAAGGGGAAGGAGAGGGAGAGGGACAACGCCUGUGUGAGGGAGGUUCCUGUGUACGGGUGGAUACACGGGGUGCUGGUCAUGGGAGUGAUUGACGAGAUUGAGAAGCGUACGGUCGACACCGAUACCACAGAAAAGGAGAAGGGCAAGACUUGGGCUAGUCAGGAAGAGUGGAAGAAGCAUCAGCUGCGCAAGACAACCACCAGUCCCAAGAAACCCAAGACGAGUGGCGACACUUCUCGCCCACUAACCGCUUUCUUUGGCUCCUCGCAACCUCGAAGCACCCCUCCAACCGAACCAACUCCUCCAGAAAGCGACCCCGGAUGGGCCUACUUCCUAUCGGACACCAAAACGCGAAUCUCAUCCUGGCUCCCAGCGCCAGAAGACCAAUACAGCGCCCGCAUGCAAUGCAUGACGUACAAACGCCUCCUAGACGGUCUGCUCCUUGGCUCGCUCUCCGCGAAAACCCCGCCCUCUUCUUCGCCAACCCCGUUCCCAACUUCCUUCGACACAAACGCAACACCCAUGGACUGGACGCACACGUUCAACGCACUCGACCUAGACCCACACCAGCCACUCUCCGCCUCGUUCCUGCGCGACGCCCAACCACUGUGCGAGAGCUGGGGCACCGAUCUGGCGCUGUUUGUCGCGCAGCACGACGCGGAUGUGUGCACGCUCCACCAUGUGCGAUUAUUGUUGGAGGCCGGGUUGAGGGCGUUAGUUGAGGAUGCGGGGCGUGGUGGGCGUAGCGGGAUCAAGGCGGGGGUGGUGCAGGAUGCAUUGGGGUUGACGUAUCGACGGCAGGUGGAGCGGCGGCGCGGCAAGCGCAAGAAGCCGCCGCCAAGCCGCAUCUCGACGGCAGCAAAGCCAAACGAGGUGCGGCAAGCUACACUCGACAACAGCGGGAUCGCAGCGAGCGGUUUCGAGACCGAGCAUUGCGCAUUGGACGACGAGCAGCUGCCCAACCCGCCGCAGCCAACCGAGCGCAACGACGAAGGCCAGAAGCAAUCGCUCGACGCCCUCCAAGGCCGGAACGACACAGCACAAGCCAUCCAGCAAACCCUCGGCCCUCCCCCGCCCACCACGCCUCGACGCAACCCCACCUCGGCAUCCACCGUCGAGGCAGCCGCCAUCAUCGGAACCGUGACAUUCCUACACGACCCAAGCGCGCUCGACACGCACCUCCGCGAGACGAUUCGCAUGUGGAAGGGCCAGCGUGCACUCGUCGGGGUGGCGCCGGACCAGACGAGGCGCUGCUGGACAUGCGAGUGGAUGCAAGGCUGCGAGUGGCGCGCCGAGCAGGCGCGCCGACACGAGGCCAGGGCCACCCCCGCACUGCCCAAGGUCGAGCUUGACAAUGAGCUCGAGCACCAAGCUCGAGCGGUCUCGACGCAGCACACGCAGAAGGUCGAGGAGCAGGAGCAGGAGCAAGAGCAAGAGGGGGACGACUUCUGGUCGUCGCUCGACUACGACGCGAUCCAAGUGCGUGAUGCAGCAGGCAAUGUCGUCGCUUGGUAA